AUGGGGGUAUAUAAGGAAGCCGAGCCCUGGGAUGCCCACUCCCAGGAGAGCAUCUCCCUCAGGAGGCAGCAGCUCCCCUGGACACCCGAGGAUCGUCUGCAGCAGUGGACCGCCAAGAUGUCCAUGGAGAAGGAGAAGAAGGCCCGUUCUCAGCCCGCCAAGAGGCUGUCAGCAGGCCUGCAGCAGAGGCAGGGUAGACUUGCCAUUUGCUGUACACCAUCAGCUGUUCAGAAGAUCAAACAGCUGCUUAAAGAUAAACCUGAGCAUGUAGGUGUGAAAGUAGGUGUUCGUACAAGAGGAUGCAAUGGACUCUCUUACACACUAGAAUAUACAAAAUCGAAAGGAGACUCUGAUGAAGAAGUAGUUCAAGAUGGGGUUAGAGUGUUUAUUGAGAAGAAGGCACAGCUGACGCUUCUAGGAACUGAAAUGGACUAUGUAGAAGACAAACUGUCCAGUGAAUUUGUCUUCAAUAAUCCAAACAUCAAAGGAACAUGUGGCUGUGGAGAAAGCUUUAACAUCUGAAAUCUGAGGGCUAUUAUUUGACUUUGAACACCUCAAAACACUUACUAUUACGGCUUUUGGAAGCAAAUGCAUUUUAUUCAGGUUCAUAGGCUGUGUAAAGUGGGGAUACCGUUAAAAAAAUAAAGCUAAAAUAAUUUUGAAAAUAUUAAUUAUGUGUUAAAUUCCACCGCUGAUGUAGUUACGCUGUAACCUGUGAUGAGUUGGCAUCCAAAAGGUAAGAACAGUGAAGUGCUGUAGUAACAUUUCUGUACUUUCACAUGCCAAGGAAAUAAAAUAUUGCUAUACUUGCCCUUUGUCAUUUUCUUUGUCCACGCUACUGACACUACCCCAUCCAAAACCUAUUUGAAAUAAUGUAUUGCCUGUGGGUUCUGCUUUGAUUUUGGG
Messenger RNA from Chaetura pelagica (chimney swift), 906 nucleotides. It is a transcript of the gene ISCA1, whose product is annotated as iron-sulfur cluster assembly 1. Gene Ontology annotation, biological process: iron-sulfur cluster assembly. Bases 1 to 522 code for a protein of 173 amino acids. The record is from RefSeq and is a predicted model, not a curated record. NCBI's taxonomy places the organism in Eukaryota, Metazoa, Chordata, Aves, Apodiformes, Apodidae. Gene Ontology annotation, cellular component: mitochondrion; cytoplasm. The transcript is spliced from 4 exons. Gene Ontology annotation, molecular function: 2 iron, 2 sulfur cluster binding.